Molecule: messenger RNA, 1363 nt
Organism: Drosophila hydei
Lineage: Eukaryota; Metazoa; Arthropoda; Insecta; Diptera; Drosophilidae
Exons: 1
Coding region: 222-1340 (372 amino acids)
Molecular function (GO): protein binding
Source: RefSeq, a predicted model, not a curated record
UCUUAUUUUAUUGAAUAGAAAUUUUAAUAAUUUACAAUUUCCAUAAUACUUAAAAAGUGUAUGUUAACUGUAGCUCUAGCAUGUUGUAAUUGGUCUAUUCGCCAUUUAAUGGCUGGUGUUGAUAGCUCUUCACACACCAGCCCUGGUUUGACAUUUAUUUAAAAUUUUCUUAUUGGAAUUAACACCAAAAAAAUAUAUAUUUUUAUCUUUGUUCAUCCGCCAUGGACUUCAUCGAAAGCGAAUUGUGCGACAUACGCGCUAAAUGCGAACAGAAAAUAGCAGAUAGCAAAAUAAUAAGCUGCAGCUCAACGCUGGUGCGAGUCGACCUGCUGCCACACAGACCAAAUCGGACGUUGACGGUUUGUUUACGUUUUCCCGCUGAAGAUUAUCCGAAAACGUCGUCGAUUUUAGUGGAGUUGAAGAGCCGGGCUUAUUCUGAGAAAUUACACGCAGAACUGACAAGACUUAUAGAUGCGUAUGCUAGGGAGCAUUUGGGUGUGCCGCAGGCUUUGUUAGUAUUGAGUUUUGCUCAGCAAUAUUUAUUGGAUAAUCCACUCUGCGUUUGCCUGGACGAGAUUAAACAGCUGCGAAUAGAUUUAAAGAGCGAAGAGCAACCACAGAACACAAGCAGUCAGUUAAAGUUGAAGCAGCGCACAAGUAGCGUGGAAUUGAUAGCUCGCGGCGGAAAUUAUGUUUACCGGGUAACAGCCGCGGUGCCCGACUCGUAUCCCAAUCAGUCCGUGGAGCUGCGUGGCCAACAAUCAAAUCUCCCGAAUGUAUUGAUUCGUUAUCUCAACGGGCAGUCGCGUGAGAUAGCUCGCCAGUGCGUGGAGCCACCGUUGCGCCUUACCAAGGAUCAGUUGGCCAGCUUUCAACCCGUGCGCAGCCUCUAUCGAACGCUCAAAUUCUGCCUGGAAGCUACGCGGGAUUUCCAUCGAGAAUUGUGUCCCAUUUGUGAUAAAACCGUGCUGCAGAUGGACCCGGAGUCUCUAGUGCUAGACGAGCAUGCGGAUGGCUUUGUGGAACGUGUCUAUUGUGGCCACCUGUUCCAUCAAGGCUGCCUUAAGCAUUAUUUAUCUGAGCCGCCGUUUCCAAAAGGAGGCAAACUUUGCCCUGCCAAACGGCGACAUCCACGAUCCGAUGCACAAACAUACAUGGGCCGGGGAGGAAAUACAGCAGCCACAUCCACAGGCCGAAAGCAGCUGAUAGAACCUGGCGUGUGUGGCAUAAAGCUCGCUCAUGAUCGCUGGGUGGUGAAUGUGAAAACAGCGGAGGCGCGCUGGGCACAGAAGCAAGCGAGACAAAGGGAGUUAGAAGAAGUUGUCGAUUUUCUACAGUAGCUUACGUUAAAAUGGAUUGGAUG